Megalops cyprinoides (Indo-Pacific tarpon) is the source of this 3218-nucleotide messenger RNA. Its product is annotated as E3 ubiquitin-protein ligase RNF26-like. NCBI's taxonomy places the organism in Eukaryota, Metazoa, Chordata, Actinopteri, Elopiformes, Megalopidae. Gene Ontology annotation, molecular function: ubiquitin protein ligase activity. The record is from RefSeq and is a predicted model, not a curated record. Gene Ontology annotation, biological process: protein ubiquitination; ubiquitin-dependent protein catabolic process. Bases 799 to 2097 code for a protein of 432 amino acids. The transcript has a single exon.
AAUAUGGCGGCACCGAGGAAGUGUGGGCUUCGAACACUAGUAGUACUUUUUCAAAGUUGACUUAAGUCUUGUUAUGAUGGUUUUUUUUUACAUGGACUUUAGACUCGCAACCACAGAAGACGACCCAGCUGACUUUGUAUCCGUUUUAUCGGUAACUGUCCGCUGAUUCGCGGUGCUGUGUGUCUUUGGCUAGCUCGCUAGCUGUAGCUCACUUCUAAUUCGAAUGUAAACAUCCUGGCAGCUAGCUGCUAAGCUAAAUACCCGAUUGUUGACUGUUCCUGUUUAGACAGGCUGAACUUAUGGAAAAUAAGCGAGCUGAGAUCAUUACUUCAGCAUUUAGUGUUCACGACAACUGGAUAGUUGCGUUAAACGUUGAAUCCGUCGAACCGAUAUUCUGACCUAAUGUCAGGUUGGCUAGCUAGGUUAGAGAGCUAAGUUAGAAUUUGCUAUCCGUUUAACUUUAACUUUAACGGUGGCUAUCAUGAUUGUAGUCAUCGUCAUGUUAAAUGUUAAUUUGUUAAUAAUGAAAGGUAAUUUUAAACGAUUAGCUAUGUAACUAGCUACGCUAGUACAGUUUGUAAUAAUGUAGGUAAACCCAGGCUGACCGAGAUAGCUACGGGGACCAUCGCUGGGCUGUAAAUUUAUCUAGCUAACGUUAGCAGGGUAAGGCACAAGGACUGUGUCAGCAUAGUUCCUGUCUGGUUAAUUUAGGCAAUAGGUGGUCGAAUUUAUUUCCACCUGGCUAGAGAGCGAGACUAAACUCCAUGUAAGAUCCAUUCGUAAGAGCCGCGCUGAGACAUGAUGGGGCUGGUGUGGUUCGUGUUCGGCGCCAUCGGCAGAUGCAUGGACUUUGUGUGUUUGAUGCUGGAUCUGAAUUUCUGCAUUGUGAACGCGCUCGUGCAGCUGCUGCUGGGCCUCAUCGCGCUCGUGCAUAAUGCGCCCGCGCUGCUGGCGGAGGCCGCGCGGGAGUGCGGGAACCUCGCGCUCCUCUGCACGCUCACAGUGACGGAGGCCGUGUCCAGCGCGGGACAGGGGGCUCUGGGAGGCAUGCUGGAGAGCUGUAAAAUGAUGGCCCACUUGUCCUCGCAUGUGAUGCUGCGCACUAAAGAGCAGCUUCACCGUGGCCUGCUGUCGGGACACUACCUGCUGAGACAGGUAUGGGAGGGCUGCAGCAUUUCCCUAAGCCUGGCGCUGUACCUUGUCAACACUGUGGUCAACAUGCUGCUCAUCGGCCUGCAGAACUGCUAUGGCGUGCUGGUGGGGGCGUGGGAGGCCGUGUUGGGCCCCUUGCAGAAAGCUGUGGAGCUGGGCCUGGCUGUCGUCACCUUCUUGUACAGCACGCUGGUGGGCACCUCGGUCCUGCUGUGGACACCCUGCCAGCUGGCGCUGGAGUUCCUGGGCUCUCUCUGCCACAUGUUUGCCAGCGUCUUCCUGUUUAACUCCUACGGCCUGGCGCUGACCACGGCCCUCGCCACCGCUGCCACGCUGUACCUGAACAGCGAGCUGCUCCAGCGUGGCGCCCGCCGGGCCCUGCCUGCUCUGCUCUGCCUGCGGAGGGCGCUGUGCAGCCUGCAGCUGCUGGCUCUUCAGCAAGCCCAGGCCCUGCUGGAGACAGAGCUGUGGCAGAGGCUGGGACUGCAGCGCAGCCGCACCGGCCUGUGGAGAGGCGCAGGAGCGGACACAGACACCCGGCAACCAGCAGCCAAUGGGGAACCAGGAGCCCUGGCAAGGGGCGUGGCUGGAGGAGGAAGGCAGCAGGAGGUGGCUGCGCCCCCGCCCUCAGGUGUUCCGGCCGGAGAUGUGCUGCCCUGGGCUCCGCCCUGCUGCCGGGGGCCGGAGCCGACACAGGAGCAGCAGGGGAGCGGCGGGACGCAGCGCCCCCCUGAGGACUGUCUCCUCAACCUGCUGAAGGAGCAUGAGGACAGGAAGAAGUGCGUCAUCUGCCAGGACAGCAGCAAGACGGUGGUGCUGCUGCCCUGCCGGCACCUGUGCCUGUGCCGCGACUGCACCAGCAUCCUGUUGCGGCAGCCCAUCUACCAGCACAACUGCCCCCUGUGCCGCCACAUGAUCCUGCAGACCAUGGACGUGUACCUGUGAGGCCGGCGCUCACGGCACGCUGCACUCACGGCACGCUGCACUCACGGCACGCUGCACUCAGGCUGUGCCUGUCAGUGAAUAGGCUGUUAUGUGUUCUGUUUGGUAAGGAGUUCCAAAAGCCAUGCCAUUUAGCAUUAUCAUUCCCUAAUGUAUGUGGCAUGUAUGAAACACUAACAUGUUUUUCUACUCUCUGGUGUGGCCUGCAAGUGUUGUAUGGACCAAAACAUUCUUGACUAAUGCUUUUGUAUCUUGUGCCAAAAGUGGGUAGGCAAUAGUCAUAUAUUGACAGUCCACCCUGCCAAAAGCUUCUGAACUUAAGGUGUGAGCUUAAUAAUUAUAAGUGUAUGACAAAUCACUGAGCUAUUUCUCUACAAUCGCUUACUGAGGCAUUAAGUGGGAACUGAACAAGAGUAUUUCUGUUUGAUAGCUUUGUAAUGAAGAUGUUUAAUAUGAAGGAAACAUUUUUUCUCAAAUUAAAUAUUUUAUAAACUGCAGCAAUUAUUUAAGGAUAAUGUUUAUAAAAUGUUAGCAUUCAUGCAGUCAUGUUAACAUAAUAGGUAUGUCCUUAAAAAAGGAGAGGUUAUAGAUUUACAAUAAAUGCCCUCAGAAAUGGCACAGUCUCUCAAUGACCCUUUCUUUUUUUAUUUAUUUUAGAGUUGGAAAUGCAGGAUGCAGCUAUAUCAGAGAGAAAGGAAAGAAAUUUCACUUCAUCAGAGAUGUCUGAAAGAUACAAUGAUUUUUGGAAUGCUUAUUCAGAACGUUAUUUUCUUUUUUAGUUUCAUAGCAGAAAUAAUUUCAUUAUUAGCGUGAGUAAUCUUAAAAACUGAAUGGCUUUCUUUGCAGGGGGUAGCCACCUGUGGUCCUGAGGUGUUGGAGGUGUUUCUUUGUGUUCAUUUAGAACCCGUGAUGUCAUAAUUGUCUGAAAAUUGUUUGAGCAAAUGAAUGCAAAUAACCACAUGCACAAGACGGUCUGUUUAACAUUCAGAGAUGUAGAAAAUCUGAGCGAGUGGAGCCCCAUUAACAGCAUCUCCUGUCCCUGUACCAUGGUUAUUCUUUGGUCUUGCAAGUUCUAAUAAAUUAUGCAAUGAUGAUGUAUACAUUGGAAAUAUAUAUUUUUAACC